AGAGGACUUGCGCAGCCAUAUUGGUUGGGUUUCGCAAGAGCCGGUGCUUUUUCACGGUACUAUCCGUGAGAAUCUUCUGUUUGGUCUUGACGCUGACGAACGAGAAGAUGGGAACGACACUUCCCUUUUCGACUACGAGGAUGAAACCCAAGAAGAAGCAGACACAAGCAGAAAAACAAAUGGAGGCUUAUUUGUGGUGGACAAGAAAAAGAUGAAAAAAGUCAUGCCCGCCAUUGGCAUGAAACCAGAGGACGUCAACAGCAA
This is a messenger RNA of Amoebophrya sp. A25, 264 nucleotides long. Lineage: Eukaryota; Dinophyceae; Syndiniales; Amoebophryaceae. The record is from the annotation of a GenBank genome assembly.